AUAACACUGCACAACCGUCGCAAAAUCAGUUAAGCCGAGUCAGGACCAUGGAAGUGGAAUUCGAAACGAGACCUAACCGAGCGGGAUCGUUGAUCUGGUCCGAGGACAAUGUGCUGGCACUUGUCACCAACAACGUGCUCCAUAUUUUUGCACCCUCACUCAGUGGCGCCCUGGGUCAGUCCUCUUCCAAGUUCUACAUUACCUCGGCUCCUGCUCUCACCGCUCAAGAAGAUAGUCCUCCAUGGGCGGUGCCAGGGAAUGUUGCGACAUUGAGGCAUGCCAUGUCGCCUCAGUCGAUCGAUUUUAUCCUUGCUGCAUGGUCGCCAACCGGAUGUUCGCCUGUGAAAGGAUGUAUGCUGGCAUGCAUCACUUCAAGGCACUCUGUAUUUCUUUAUAUACCGACAUCCUCUCAUUUAGACAAGCAGUGGAAGAAGUAUGUAGCGUUGGACAAACACUUGGCGGCACACUGGAACGCUGGGCCGACGAUUGAUCUGGAGAUGGCCGAUAGAAUCGAAUCGGCUUCCUUAGCAUGGUCACCAAAAAUUGCUGUAGACAACAUCGGAUCAGUUCUGGCCCUUGGAAACAAGGCUGGACAUAUCAUGAUUUGGCAUACGACAGAUCCACACAAUAUUCGAUGUGUCAAGGCAUGGAAAACCUCAAGUGAUACCUGGAUUGUGUGUAUGGCUUGGUCACCAUGGACGAUUGAAGAUGAUCACUACAUCUCAACAUUGGCCUUCGCGACCGCGGAUGGUGUUGUUCAAGCACGCAAAAUCAAGUUCAGCCCCAUUACGCCACUCAAGGAUAUCGAUGUGUCUGAAGAUCUCAUAGAUAACUCUCGCCAUACCCUGCACCCAUGCACGGUUCUCCGCUGGAGCCCAACCAACAUCGAGGAUGCCGCUGCACCCAAUGCACUCGCAUAUAGCAAAGGAAAUAGAUUGAACAUUUGGUUUCCAGAGUCGAACAAAGUUCUUUUGUGGCGCCGGCCCAUCGCAAAAGCCAUCGCAGACAUAGAGUGGGACACGCAUGGGACAAAACUCUUUGUUUUCUUCAUGGACGGGAAGCAUGCUGUUCUCCGUCUACAGGGUGAUGAGAUUACGGUCGACGAAGAGGGGAUUGAGUUCAUUCACCAAACGAUUAUAUCCCACUGCCAUGUACAAUCAAAAACCAACAUCUCACAGGAAGAGGGCGAGACUGAAAACGCAAACGCGGACGAGGAAGGCGGGGAUGAAGAGGCUAGUGGGGCCAUUGCCAACAGCAAACUGCAGCUCCAUAUCAACUCUGGCGCCCGAUCGGUCGGAGGUCUUCAGCUUGCCAUCGUUUACUAGUAGGUCAAUUGCAACGCUUAUCUACAUCUCAUAUCCAUAUCCUUUGUCGCCAUGCUGAUUAGCAUUCCCGGUGAACGUAUAGCGUUGCUUCCUCGUUUCGCAUGGAAUUUCAGCGUGAACGCUUUCAGUCAUGUACUUUUGUGUUAUCAAAGGCUCAUAAUGACGCUCAGAGCGUAGCACAAGCACUGCUUAAACGACUGGAGAUCUUUAUACACCUUCCCAAUGCCGGUAAGUGAGGGCCUGUGUCGUCAAUUGCGGAUCAAGUGUGUUUAAUGACUAUUCAAACUUAAUGAUCAAUUACAGUCCUACUCAGGAACCCAACGUACCACUUAUGGGACCUGCUUUCACUACUCAACGAAACCGCUAAAACAAGCCGGGGCAUUUCAGGACUUGCACAGAAAGUACUGAGUAUUCUGGAUGCAAAUGCAUCCGAAAUGUCCAGUGAAAUUCAAGCGCUCGCGAGGAAAGAAUGCAUGCCUGA
Molecule: messenger RNA, 1806 nt
Organism: Gamsiella multidivaricata
Lineage: Eukaryota; Fungi; Mortierellomycota; Mortierellomycetes; Mortierellales; Mortierellaceae
Product: transcription factor IIIC subunit delta N-term-domain-containing protein
Exons: 6
Coding region: 48-1325 (425 amino acids)
Biological process (GO): transcription initiation at RNA polymerase III promoter
Cellular component (GO): transcription factor TFIIIC complex
Molecular function (GO): histone acetyltransferase activity; protein binding
Source: RefSeq, a predicted model, not a curated record